Molecule: messenger RNA, 5048 nt
Organism: Polyodon spathula (Mississippi paddlefish)
Lineage: Eukaryota; Metazoa; Chordata; Actinopteri; Acipenseriformes; Polyodontidae
Gene: st6galnac2
Product: ST6 (alpha-N-acetyl-neuraminyl-2,3-beta-galactosyl-1,3)-N-acetylgalactosaminide alpha-2,6-sialyltransferase 2
Exons: 9
Coding region: 164-1318 (384 amino acids)
Molecular function (GO): sialyltransferase activity
Source: RefSeq, a predicted model, not a curated record
GCAGAGUGGAACACAAAAGGUGCUAGUCGUUAAGAAUGAUGUUUCAUUGAGUUUUGUUUUCGUUUUUCACUCAAUAGCAGUAAAAAGGGUUGACUUGAUGCAGGUAUAGGAAAGCAUCUGUCAUUAAUUUAUUCGCUAUUUCAUCUGAAAUUCAGUCAUUAGAAUGCAUCAAGUGUUUUUGGUAACUUGUAAGUGGAGAGCGUGUUUUUUAUUAGGGGUUGGCUUUUUGACCCUUAUGGGUUUUCUCUAUGGACACUACUUUCUGUCGGGUUUUGAAUUCAACGGUGGGGAUAACCUUCAGCAACCGGUUUCUCAAGGGUUGGUGUCUGAGGAUGGAGAGUUUGAGAUGAUCGCUCCACAGCAGCCAGUGGAACUGAACUCAGGAGAGAGAUUAACGGUGGACACCAGCAUUGCAUUUCAGGAUGAGGGAAAGUCCUCCAUGAACAAGCAAAGCAAGGCUAUGAAAUGUACUGCGUCCCUGCGGCAGAGAAUACAAGCACAUCCACAACUCCACAGUCUCUUCCAGUUUGAUGUUCCUGUGCUUAUGAGGAGCCAGCAUUUCAGCACAUCCGAGUGGCAGCGCCUGCAGCAGUACCUUCCACCCUACGGCUGGAAAGGACUGCCCAUCAAUGUGGUGUCCUCAGCGCUGAUGCUCCUCAAUGACACGGCUAACAGUGGGCUGUUUGGGGAGCGCUUGGGGGGCAGCUGUAUCCGCUGUGCCGUGGUGGGCAACGGGGGCAUCCUGAACGGCUCACGCCAGGGCAGAGCCAUCGACGAGCACGACUUCGUUUUCAGGUUAAACGGAGCAGUGAUCAAAGGUUUUGAAGAGGACGUUGGCACUAAAACCUCCUUCUACGGUUUCACCACCAACACCAUGAAGAAUUCCCUGAUUGCCUACAGGUCGUUUGGCUUUCACAAAAUCCCACAGGAGCAGGAUAUCCGCUACAUUUUCAUCCCGUCUGAGGUGCGGGAUUAUGUGAUGCUGCACUCUGCGAUUCAGGGGGUCCCGGUCCCCAGUGGACACGAUAAAGACGAUCAGUUCUUGAAGUCCCAGUUGCUGAAGCUGGCAUACGGACACGUCUAUAUGCCCAGCACGGGGGCGCUCAUCCUGAUGACUGCACUCCAUGCCUGUGAUGAGGUGUCUGCUUAUGGCUUUAUCACAGACAAUUACAGGGCCUUUUCAGAUCAUUACUUUGAUCGAGUGAAAAAGCCGCUGGUUUUCUACGCCAAUCACGACAUGCAGCUGGAAUCGCGGCUCUGGAAGCGGCUGCACUCGCUCAACGUGUUUCGACUUUACCACAGGACAGUGACAACAUAAAAAUGACCUCCUUUCAGGGAUGUGCCAGAGGGUCAGUCAGACAGAAUGCAGGAAGCUUCACAGGCCUGAAUGCUGAAUACAUCCCAAUCAGAGGUUUUAAAAAGAAAAAAGAUAGCUCUGGUCUGCUUUUUAUUUCAAUGAACAUGACUUUUUUAUGUAAAGUUGUUUUUUUUUUCUUGGUAAUUUGGUAGGUAGAUGUGUUUUUAGACACAGUUUCACCAGACAGACAGGCAGCACCCUGGCUUCAUGACUGUUCACACUGGAUCAGGAACGAAGUUGCUGCUAUUUUCAGAAUUAUGGAGUGCUGCUAUACAUUUUGUAAUGGUUGCAAGCUAAUGCCAUUGUAGUUCUUCCAAGACAUUUUAAUUUUAAUUUUAAUUUUAAUAAAUGAGUCAAGCUAAAAGCAUUUCUGAGGCUAGAUAGCGGACAAAUCUUUUUUUUACAACAAAUCAUUUUCAAUAGCUGUCUUAAGACUGUCCACCAGACUAAUGUUUCUGUCUGAAAUUUCUUUGAUUUGAGUUUACUGACUUCCUCAUAAGUUAAAACAGCAUUUGAUAUAUUCACCAUUUAUAGCCAUAAUCCACUAGCAUGUGCAGGGUGUUUAAAGGUCUACCAUACUGCUUUUACAGUAAUACCUCUUAUCCAAACUGAUCUUCUCAUUUCAAAGAGGCACAGUGACAAAGCUGUUUACACAUAGAGCAGUAUGUAGGGUGCAUGUAACAUGGACUUGAUUCUCCUUCCCUGGGAGCCUGCUCCACGGCUGAAGGCCUGUUCAAAUCACGGAUAGUGAGGACAUUCCAACUCUACAAGUUACCUGCCGGCUAUUGAACAAGGCAAAAUAACCAUUCUCACUCUGAAUAAUUAGGAGUAGAAUAAUACAAUUUUUUUUUUUUUUUGUCACUGCCCAUUUUUUUGUCAUUCUGUGCCAUUGGUGUAUUUGAUUCUGUGCAUUUGUUGUAGAGAUGGCUGACACCCCCAGUGCAAUAAUGAAAAUGAUAUACAUGUAGAAAAGCUCCAGUUUUAAUUAUAUAAAUGAUGGGUUCGUGUGGCAAAAUGGCUUGCAGUGCGCAGGUGGAGUUGGUGCAGUGCUGAGGAAUAACACACACAAGACAAUGAAAGUUCAAUAAAACAGGUCCUUUAUGUGGCUGGGUUGCAUGUCAACAACACUUAAAUAAUAAGCUCUACAUAGCCAUGUGUAUCGCUCCGUGCAAAACAAGGGUUCAGUCUUGAAAUAAUGACACGUUAUAACAACACCAAACACAGACACGAUCACUUCUCCAGACAGUGAGUGCUCGAGUGCAGGUGGGGUGAAAGACAACAGUUCAUGAAACAGUGGUGCAGUGUAGUCUGGGUUUUGGUGCUGGCUAAUAGUGACAGUUCCCGGUUUGUGUUCACCAACUGACAGUGACAAAAGAAAAAACGUUAGCACAAUGAAACAAACAAAACAUGAAACACUCACAGCAAUUAAUUACUUCAGUUUCCUAAACGGGUCCUCUCAGCAACUAUAACGAAUGAACAGAUUGCAUUGUUACGCCCCCUGCCAAUCUAGUUCAAUCACAUCUCCUCCAAACCAUGACUGAUACAUCACAUACCACAUUAGGGCGAUGACUUCAGCCAUUGUGACUCCGUCCACAUCCUGGAUGGCUGGCUUCCGACUAAUGCUGGAAUGAACUGCCACACCAUCCAGUACAGGGCACACUGUUUCUGUUAUACAGCGCUGUCACAGGUCAGGAGGGAGAUUAUUGACUAGGAUUCAUUCGCUCUCUGUCACAGUUCAGCAUUAUUAAGUUAUGCAGGGAUUCCAGCCAAGUUCAAAUAACGACUCUACAUAAACCUUUUGGCUAAUCUAGUUUCUGUUUGAAAUCAGGGGUCGGCACCACCAAGUUGCGCGAAGGACACUUAACAAAAUUACCGGACUCAGUGACGGACAUGGGGGGUGUAUAGCAAACAGCAGAGCACAGUCCGAUUUAAAGCACAUUACAUUCUCCCAUAUAUAUAGAGGAGAUAAGCACACGAAUAUCAAUGAAGAGCAGCACAACUGUAUAUUGCUACAGUAGUUGUCUAGGAAUAAUAAUACUACUAAUAAUAAUAAUAAUAAUAAUAAUAAUAAUAAUAAUAAUAAUAAUAAUAAUAAAUUGAACUCGCUUAGCGUUUUUGAAUGUACCUUGCCGCCGCCGCAGCUACGUCGAAGUCCUUUGUGCUUGUUGCAGUUGCAAUACGUAGACAUGCAUCAACACGACAGUUCUCAACGCGAUUCCUUGUGGAUGUUUUAAUUGAAUUCAUGGGGCUGAAGCCUCGUUCGCAGCAACAGGUGUCAGGGCUCAGUGGCAGUAAAAGAAGUGACAGCCUUGCUAGUUCACUGUAUUCAUCCUCACUACUUGACUUAAACAAAGUACACCAUACUUUGGUAAAGUCACUGCCACAGCAGUCUGAGUUGAAAAGUGUCUUCACAGCCUUAUCCCCGCAGUACAAUGUAUAUUGGAUUUCAACUUUGCUGGAGUUAAUGUGCCUUAUAAAUCUUGCAGCAAGUUUUGGAAUUUCUGAGACUGGUGGCUUUUGGUUGCAGGGGUCCAAAUAAAGCAUGCAUUUCACCAGCUCUUUUUCAGGAAACCUGGACUUGAAUGCCUGUUCAAGUUUUUUUGCAUAUUCAAUGAACGUUGCUUUUACCUUAGCAAUCUCCGUUUCUGGCAAGUAGUGCUGCUCCUCACACUGCCUCAGUAUCUCUGUGACCUUGACACUAGGGAUAGACAGGUCGCUUGGAGUUAUGACAGAUUCCCGGGUAGAAUCCUCAUUUGAAGGCUGUUUAAACGGCUUCAAAAUUACCUUGCAGUAUUCCUCCAGAGAACAGUAUGCGUUGUAUAGAUUUGAGUUCUCUUUCUGCAGCGCUAGAUUUAUUGAUGCGAGAAGUGGCAAAACCCACUUCCAGAAGCUUAGAUAUAGAAUGAAUUUAGGAGAUUGUAGCAUGUCAUGGAUAUUCUGGCAACUUGUUCUAUAACUCGGUGACCCAUUCCCAAAUGCCUCUCUCUCAAAGUCUUGCACUAGAGAAUCCCACAGUAACUCAAACCUCUCAACACAGGCAGCCAAACUUAACCAGCAAUUUUUUUGUAGUUAACCAGGUUUGAGUAUUCCUCUUCAUUCAGCUCACAGAUCUGUCUAAACUCCUUUUUUCUUGAAACCACACUGAAAUGUCUCAGUGUCACUUUGAUCCUGUCUUCCACAGUCAGGUAUGACUGAUUCAGCGUCUUUAGCCAUUAAGACUUGGCGAUGAGUCAUACAGUGCUGGACAAAUAAAUCGCCAUAGCGAUCUUUCAGUCGCCUUGAAACACUUUCACGUUGGGCUAGAAUUACAGAUGCCCCGUCCGAUGUAAAUCCCACAAUUUUCUCUACAGGGUACUUGUUUCGGUCAUUUUCCAAACAACCAACGAUGGCUUCACUCAGAUUUUGUGCAUUACAACGCUCGGUUAUUUCAAUUAUGCUCAAAAACUCAGAGCGAAUUUCACCUGCGUCAGCAUUCACAAAACGAUGAUAAAUUAUUAUUUGACUCGUGUCACUGUGGUCAGUACUCUCGUCGCACAUUAAGUUUACAAACGGUGCGUCUACUGCUGCUUGAACAGUUUCACUGUAAAGAUAGCCACCUAAAUCCUCGGUGUUUCUUGACACAGUUUUUGCACUGCAAAGCAGUCUUUGAAAAGGAGCAGAGUUUGGGUCAAUUUUUUCAGCAAUUUCUUUG